Molecule: messenger RNA, 1050 nt
Organism: Chaetomium strumarium
Lineage: Eukaryota; Fungi; Ascomycota; Sordariomycetes; Sordariales; Chaetomiaceae
Exons: 2
Coding region: 411-944 (177 amino acids)
Source: RefSeq, a predicted model, not a curated record
GUGCUCCUGCUCAUCGUGGCCGACCUUGGCACAGGGCACGAACACGCCAUCAUGCUGUACAGGAUGCUGGACUGCUUCAUACGUUCAUGGAGGAGCGCUGAGGCCCAGGGGGUGGGAAUAAGGCCCGCCUCCAGCUUGGGCUGUUUCCUAUACUACCAGUCCCACUUGUAAGUCGUCCCGCUACGGCGCAUAUUUACAACCCGGCCCUCGACGAAGUACUACUACUAGUGGUACUAGUCGGGCCACGGAACCAAAGCUCACACCCAAAUCCUAGGAUCUCUUUCUUUGCCCGCCCCGCCCUCGCCGAGUCAGGGGCAGUCAAGCACUUCACUCAGGUCUUAGCAGAUCCCCUGACAAGCCUCGAACAAUAUGCACCUCGCCAGCGGCACAAGUGGCCCCUCCCUCGCUCUAUGGGAGUUAUCGGACUCCGAGGAGAGACAAGUAGGACUAGUACUACUUGCAUCCCUGGCAGCAGCAGCAGCGCCGCAGCAGCGGACAACGAGAGCGCCAUAGUUCCCGCACUCUCCCUCUACGAGAGCAUAUGGCGCUGCGCGGUAGAGAUGUACAUCCUUCGCGCCAACUGUCCCGACACCACCACUACUACCACUAGUACUAGUAGUACUCAACAAGAACCCGCAGAGCAGCAGCAAUACACCGCCAUUCUUCUCAGGACGACCGCCCAUCUGCGCAGCCUGUUCGAGCAGCUGGAUCUGUCGGCCGCCGGCGCGCACACAAUCGUGUUGCCCGCAUUCGUCGGCGCGGCCGAGGCGCGGAGCGAGCAUGAUUGCGACCUCUUCGUCGCCGUGUUGAACAGUAUCGCCGAAGAGAUGGGCUACGGGAAUGUCGUGCAGGGCGUCGCGGCGCUGCCAAGGCUGUGGGAGAGACGCGCAGGCGGGAAGCGGUGGACGGCUGUGUUGCCUAGCCUUGGAAUUUUGAUUAUGUGAAGGGAGGUCUGUUCGCUCGUCCCAAAUCGGCCACUAUCUCCGUGGAGCAGCAAUUCUUCAAGUCCGAGUCGCUUCACAUGCACAAUGGUGUGUGCCUGCUCGAUCA